AUGAAUUUAUAAAAUGAAGGCUCUAUUGAGUUGUCUGGAAAUCCAGUUUCUAGGGCCAAUGAAGAUGAAGCAGUAUAAUAUUAAAAAAGACUAUCUGUUAUCAUUUUAAAUCAAAUCGAACGAAAAAGAUCAAAAAGAAAAUCGACAAUUAUAUAAAGCUCUAAGCAUAAAGCCUUUGAAGAUAGUCGAGUAACAAGAGUGUAUUUUGAAAGAUAUCGUGUUUUAGAAUAAGGUAGAUUUUGGAUAAUUUGUGCUACUCUAGUUUUAGUUGUUUUAGAGGUGUAAAUUAUAUUAAAUAAUUAUAGUAUGAAGUUUCUUUUUUGCAUCAAUUAACGGACACUUACGAUAACGAAAUAAAAAUAUUACUCUAUUUAAUAAUGAUCUUAUCUAUAGUUACAAGUAUAUUAUUAAUAUAUUUAGUUAUUAUGACAUUUAUUGCUUAUUUAGCAGAACUUGAAUUUAAAAAACGUUCUCUUUCUAUUCCUAAAGCCAGCAAUAUAUUUUAAACUAAUUUGAUUUUCCUAUUGUUUUUAGAGACUAUUAUUCUAUUACCUUGUCCUACACCUUAUACAAUGGAAUUCAAAAUAUUCUAUACAUAAAGAUAUUCAGACCAAAUUCGAUUUUAUUACAUUAAUGAGAUUCUCACUUUCAUAAUGCUUUUUAGAUCCUUAUUGAUUCUAAACAUAGCAUUUAAAUUCUCAGACUUCUAUUCUAAUAGAGUCAAUAGAUUAUGGUAUAUAUUUCUCACAAUUUAAGUCGUAUUUAUUCAGUAGAUUUUGGUCCCCAUUUUAUAUUUAAAGUAGCAAUAAGAGAACAUCCCUAUAAGACUAUUUGUGGACUCUUUUGUAUAGGAUUAUUUAUUUUCUCUUAUUAAUUAGAGAUUUCAGAAAGAUCUUUAUUAAGAACAGAAUAAGAAGUGAUGUCUUAUAAUUUUAAGAAUUCUCUUUGGGUUUGUAUGAUAACAAUAUUUACAGUCGGUUAUGGUGAUAUAUACCCUUUAACUGAUCUUGGAAGGUUUUCAAUGACUUUAGGUUUAUUCUAUGGGGUAGCACUAACAUCUUUGUUUACAGCUAUUCUGUAUUCUGAUUUAUAACCUUUCACUUCAGAAAUGCGUUCUAUAACAUUGUUAGACAAAGCUAAUUUAAAAAUCUCAAUAAAGUAAUUAGCUUAAAAGGCUAUAUUAAAUUUAUUUAAGCUUCAAUCAUACUUUCAAAAAAACAGAUAAAAAAAUAUAUAAAGAAAUCCAGCUAUUAGAUAAAGAGUCUCUUUUAUUAAUGGUAUUUUACAAAAAAGCGAGAAUAUGAGAAGGUAAACAUUAAUUGUAUAUACAUCAGAAACUACAGGACAAUUGAUACUGAAGAUAUAAUUACGAUGGGAGAGAGAAGAUUUCAAGAAAUGACUCAUUUUUUCUUUGAGUAUUAUGAAAUGCUUGAAUAGAUGUAAUAAUAACAAGAGCUAUUGGAAGAUUUGGAUACACCAAGAAUUUAAUCAAUUUAGAGAAGUCAUACAGUGACAUCAGCCAGUCUUGAAAUAAAAAGCAAAGAUGAUUAAUAUUUUGAAGAAUUGAUUGAUUCUUAAUCAGAAAAUCCUUAAUUAAUGAAAUUUCAUGAUGAAGAAUGA
Molecule: messenger RNA, 1620 nt
Organism: Paramecium pentaurelia
Lineage: Eukaryota; Ciliophora; Oligohymenophorea; Peniculida; Parameciidae
Source: the annotation of a GenBank genome assembly